Drosophila melanogaster (fruit fly) is the source of this 322-nucleotide messenger RNA. It is a transcript of the gene Sfp23F, whose product is annotated as seminal fluid protein 23F. Bases 36 to 272 code for a protein of 78 amino acids. The transcript is spliced from 2 exons. NCBI's taxonomy places the organism in Eukaryota, Metazoa, Arthropoda, Insecta, Diptera, Drosophilidae. The record is from RefSeq and is marked reviewed. Gene Ontology annotation, molecular function: serine-type endopeptidase inhibitor activity.
UUUACUUCUUCUCGGCAACCAAGAAUAUAUCUAAAAUGCGUUUAUAUAAAAUAUUUUGCCUAAUUUGUUCCAUAUUUGGCUGUGUUUCAGCUUUAAAAGAUCCGAGCUGUGCUGUUGAGUUGUUUGGCCAAGGUGCUUGCAACACUUUGAUUACUCGAAUCGGCUAUUUACGUUGGGAAAACAUGUGUACAUCAAAGAACUUUGUUGCAUGCGACACCGAUGGAACUUCAUUUGAGAGCAUUAAGGAAUGCGAAGAUAAAUGCAAAGAGUAGUCUUAUGGCUGUAAAAUAAAAAAACAAUAUUAAAUAUUUCAAAAAGUCAC